AUGCAAGAACAAAUUCAGGAUAAAGCGGGUGAGCAACUUCAACGAUUGAAUUGGGAGCGUCUGAAGAAAAAGAUCCACGGUCUCGUCAAUAAAGUCAACGCCAGCAAUCUUGUCGGAAUUGUGCGAGAGCUUCUUCCAGAAAACAUUAUCCGUGGAAAGGGUUUGCUGACUGGAUCGAUAAUUCAAGCACAAGCUCACGAGCUGCUUGCUCUUGAGAUCAUGCUUUUGAUGCUUAAAACACCAACGGAAGAUUCAGUGGAAGGGUGUAUUGCUUUUCUGGAAGAAUGUGGCGCGAAACUGACAGAGAUUGCCCCGCGUGCCUUGGACAAUGUUUUCUCAAGACUUCGAAACAUUCUGGCUGAGGCGCAAUUGGAUUCACGUAUUCGUUAUAUGAUUGAAACUGCAAUGGCAAUUCGGAGAGAUAAAUUUGCGACUACCCAGCUU
Messenger RNA from Mesorhabditis belari, 444 nucleotides. The record is from the annotation of a GenBank genome assembly. NCBI's taxonomy places the organism in Eukaryota, Metazoa, Nematoda, Chromadorea, Rhabditida, Rhabditidae.